CCAGAUACCACAGCAAGUCACUCGAUGAACGUGCGAAGGGGAAAGUUUUACUGAUAGAUCAUUGAUUGUUAAGAUAUUGUCUAAGAAGUUAAUAUUAGAUACAGUGUAUGAUAUCGUAACCAACUUUAUAAAAAGAGGAUAAUUUAACUUAAAAUGGGAGGAAUAUUUUCAAAGUUUCGUUCAGGAGGUGCCAAGAAAGCAGCUCAGGAACAGGAAGAACAAGCUGCCUCCACCGCCGCUGAAACCAAAGAAUCCACAGAACAAGCUGCUGUCACCGCCGCUGAAACCAAAAAAUCAACAGAACAACCUGCACUGGAUAAAAAACACCAGAGUGAGCCAAGCAUUCCAGUUGCAGAAAAAGAGUUAGUAGAAACAGAAGGUGGAAAAUCGGCAGACGCCAUUGAAAAGUCAGACAUGGCAGACGUAGAAGUAUUGAAUACACCAUCCGUCAUUCCAACUUUGGAAGGUGAUUCUGGACGCGAUACACCAGCAGCUGUAACCGAAGCCGUAUCAAAGUCAAUAGACGCAGCCCAACGGUCAGAUACUCCCGAUGUUGAAACAGAGUCUACAGAACAGAAGACGGCGAAGGAAAGCACACCAGAGGAAGUGCCUAAAAUAGAACUGACUGCUGACGAAUCUCAUGUGAAAGAAGAUGAUACGAAGGAAGAAGCUGUACAAGACAUAAAAUCAGAAGUAGCAGAUACUGAAGUAGAAACACAAGAAGCGCCUCAAGCAGAAUCUGGUACUACUGCACAGUCUGCAGAGCAAAAACAAGAAGCGUUUCAAGCAGAAUCUGACGCUACUGAACAGUCUGCAGAGCAAACACAAGAAGCGCCUCAAGCAGAAUCUGGCACUACUGAACAGUCUGCAGAACAAGUUUCUGUUGAAGCUGCUACAACUGAUCAGACCGAUAAACCGGAAUCGGUUCAAAUCGCACAAACAGAGCAAGAUACCGAACAGGGAUCUGAGAUGAAAGAAGAUGAACAAAAGGUAUUAGAGCCUUUGGAAGAUAAGAAAGCUGAACCUGACAAUGCUGAGGAACAAACAACACCAAUCACAGAACAACCUAACGACACGACAUCAGCUGAACCACAGAUUGAACAACCAUCAUCGGAACCACCAAAAGCAGAAGAAAAAAGGACAGGAGCUGAGAAAGAGGCGAUAGGACAAACGCAAGAAAUCACAUCAGCAGAACCAGAGUCUGAUAAAACAGAACCUGUUACAGAACAGCCUCCGGAAACAACAACAGAUGAAACAAAAUCUGACCAGCCGCAGACCGAAAAUGAGCAAACUUCAGAAUCAAAGGACGCUGCACAAGAACCAAUCGUUCAGAGUGUAACAGCUGCAUCUGAACCAGAACAACCUGUAGUUGAUCAAACAGCAGAGGCUGAAUCGGCACCAGCAGAAGCAAUGCAGUCACAGACUGCUCCAGAAAAUAUUUCGGGAGCGACUGAAGCCGAACAAUCUGAAAAAUCAGAGAAUACACCAGCAAGUGCGGCAGCUGUUGAAAAAACCGAAGAGUCGAGCACAGAAACUGGACAAAGUGAUCAGACAGAAACAAAAACAACUGAACCGGAGCAUAUAAUAACCGAACAGAAAGAUGGAACUACUGAGCAAAGCACAGAACAGGUUGAAAAAAUAGAACAAUCACAAACAUCUGAACCAUCAGAAGAGCAACCGCCUACAGCAGCUUCAGAAGAACCUGAAACAGUAGCCGAAUCCGAAAUAUCGGAAACACAAACUUCUGAACUGAAGAAUGCAGCUGAAGAACCAGAAACCCAAUCCGAACAAGAAACACAACCCGAGUCCGAACAAGUUGAAUCGAAACAAGAAGAGCCAGAGGCUGAUCAGACUGCCACAGAACAGAAAGUAGAGAGUUUAAACGAUCCAGUAGCAGAACAGGCUACUACAGCAGACAAUUUAUCGUCAACUAAGGUAGAAACAAAUCCUGAACCAGUUGUUGCAGAACAGAAAACAGAAGAGCCUACAGCUGCCACUAUAUCGGAACAAACAGCUUCAGCUGAGCCUGAAUCAGAACAAAAUGCUAAAGUAUACACUAGUCCUGAGCAAACUGAAUUAACAGAAGCUGAAUCAGGACAAACAGCAAAUACAGAUUCCGAAUCAUCAGGACAAACGGAAAAAAUUACUCAGGCAGAACCUGCAUCAAAAGAAAAUGUUAUAACAGAAACUGAAUCUAAACAACCGGCUCCGAAAGAAUCAGAACCUGAAGAUAGUACGCCAGAUGCAGAGAAACCAUCCACACCUGAAACUGAACCCCCUUCAGAACAAACUGAAAAAAUUAAUCAGGCAGAACCUGCAUCAAAAGAAAAUGUUAUAACAGAAACUGAAUCUAAACAACCGGCUCCGAAAGAAUCAGAACCUGAAGAUAGUGCGCCAGAUGCAGAGAAACCAUCCACAACUGAAACUGAACCCCCUUCAGGAAAAACAGAAAAUGAUGUACUCACAACCGGACAAACUGCUCCAUCAGCAGAAUCCUCUCCAGAGGAAAAGUCAACACAAAACACCGAACAACCCAAGGAACUAUCACCAGAUGCAGCUGCAUCAGAAGGUGCACCGAAUACUGAAUCACAAAAUAAACCGGAAGCCGGUAAUGCAUCUGGUUCUGAGCAAGCCGAACCCGCCACGACGACUGAAGACGAGCAAAGUACUGAAUCAAACAAGAAGCCAGAAUCAUAGACAAUCAAAUGAAUACCGUCUUCUGUGAUAGACAAUAUUUGAUUUUGAUUUUUUUACUGAUUAGGGGCCAAGAAUUAAUAAGUUGAAUGACUGUAGUUGCUUGGAAGUAAAUGUGCACUGAGAAAAAAAGAGCAUUUUAGAUAAAAUAUAUGAUUUUCGUUGCUUUUUCAGAAGUUUUGCUUUAAUGAACCGAUUUAAUUUUACAUAAAUUAUGAUUUUUCCAAAUUAUAUCUGUACAUUAAGAGCAAAAGUUUCAAAUUAACGAAUGCGUUGGUAUUAAUCAGAUUAUAUGAUGUAUUAUAUAUUUAACAUGUAAAUUGUAUUAUUUAUUAUGAUAAAAUAAAUUCUGCUCAACAGUUA
Molecule: messenger RNA, 3057 nt
Organism: Mytilus californianus (California mussel)
Lineage: Eukaryota; Metazoa; Mollusca; Bivalvia; Mytilida; Mytilidae
Product: cell surface glycoprotein 1-like
Exons: 2
Coding region: 154-2697 (847 amino acids)
Source: RefSeq, a predicted model, not a curated record